Messenger RNA from Musa acuminata AAA Group (dessert banana), 1567 nucleotides. RefSeq names its product gibberellin 20 oxidase 2-like. Lineage: Eukaryota; Viridiplantae; Streptophyta; Magnoliopsida; Zingiberales; Musaceae. The transcript is spliced from 3 exons. Gene Ontology annotation, biological process: gibberellin biosynthetic process; unidimensional cell growth; response to light stimulus. Gene Ontology annotation, molecular function: gibberellin 20-oxidase activity. The coding region runs from base 24 to 1172 and encodes 382 amino acids. The record is from RefSeq and is a predicted model, not a curated record.
UAAUCCCUGGUGUGUCCUCCCCAAUGGACUGCAACCCCACCUCCGUUGUCCUGCGCCCUUCCUUGGCCCUCGAUAAAGAGAGAGAAGCCGGCUCCGGCGGCGUCGUCUUCAGCUCUGCGCUCCUCCCGAACCAAGCCACCAUCCCCAAGGCCUUCAUCUGGCCUCAGUGCGACAGGCCGACGGCCAUCGAGGAGCUGGACUCCCCUGUCGUAGACCUCGAUGGCUUUCUUCGUGGCGACGAAGCGUCCACGGCGCGGGCGGUCGACUGCGUCAGGGCCGCCUGCUCCACCCACGGCUUCUUCCAAGUCGCCAACCACGGCGUGGACGCGUCGCUCGGCCGGGACGCGCUUGGCUGCAUGGACGAGUUCUUCGGGCUCCCGCUCUGCCACAAGUUACGCGCCCGGAGGAAGCCCGGAAGCAUGUGGGGCUACGUCGGCGCUCACGCCGACCGCUUCUCCUCGGAGCUGCCCUGGAAGGAGACCCUCUCCUUCGGCUAUCAUGAGGCCGGCGACGACCGCGUCGUUAUCGACUACUUCACGUCCACCUUAGGCAAUGAUUUCCAGAGGAUGGGGUUGGUCUUCCAGAGAUACUGCGAGGCCAUGGAGAAGCUAUCUCUGGUGAUCAUGGAGCUCCUGGCGAUGAGCCUGGGAGUGGACAGAACCCACUACAGAGACUUCUUCGAGGACAGUCGGUCGAUAAUGAGAUGCAACUACUACCCUCCAUGUCCGGAGCCGGAGCUGACGCUCGGCACCGGCCCACACUGCGAUCCCACCUCGCUCACCAUUCUUCGACAGGACCAAGUGGACGGGCUCGAGGUGUUCGACGGCAACAGAUGGCGGUCCGUCCGGCCUAUUCGCGACGCCCUUGUGAUCAACAUCGGUGAUACGUUCAUGGCACUGUCCAACGGGAGGUACAAAAGCUGCCUGCACCGGGCCGUGGUGAACAGACGCCGGCAACGAAAGUCGCUGGCCUUCUUCCUCUGCCCCAGGGAGGACCGCGUGGUCCGGCCGCCGCCGGGGGAGCUCGGCGGCGCGAGGCUGUACCCGGACUUCACGUGGGCCGAGCUGUUGGAGUUCACGCAGCGCCACUACCGGGCCGACAUUAAGACGCUCCACAGCUUCACCGACUGGCUUCUCUCCUCCUCUUCCCCAUCCCCUCUCCGGUCCACCUGAUCAUCCCCCUUCUCCCUCAUCCACCCACUGUAACUCACAACAGACCGAAUAAUCUAUAGACGCCAUGCGUUCUAGUUCAUCGAUCGUCUCCAUUUUAGGACUGGUUCGUGGAUCUCGAGUUAGGAGUUGAAUUUGCAAGGUGGGAAGAGGAGAGGUGGACGUGAUGGCGGCACAAAGGACAAGCGACCAACACAUGAAGUUGCAGGAGCAGAUCCGGUAUCUGAUAAGCGACGACGUAGCGAACUCCAUGGUGGGCACGGCAGUAACAAGUGUCUCAAGUGGGACGGGGCACUGUGCCGUAUUCUAGCGGUCAACAUGCUGCAGACUCCAAAAGGGCUUCGUGUACUGCCUCCAUUGUAGUGUUCUUGUGCGAGGUUGGGCGCCCGGAGGGGAGA